AUGAGGACCUUCAGUUUUCUGCUCUGUGUGGGGUUUCUGGCCUGUCUCAACGUUUCUUCAGUGCGGAGUUUGCUGUGUGCCCAGUGCAACCAGAACGACCCUGGGUGUCGCAGUGGCACUGUCCUGCCCACACUCUGUGCCCGCGGAGAAAGGUUUUGCUUUGUCUUCAACGUCUACGGAGAAGGAAGGCAAGGGACAUUCAGAGGCUGCACCAAUCGAGACGACACAGAAGGGUGCAGACCUAUCACCAUCAACAACAGAGAACACACGGGAUGUCUGAGCGUUUGCAGUUGGGAGGGAUGCAAUUCUUCUCAAGGGGAAGUACUGGCUCUCUUGAUGAAAAACAGAUAA
Messenger RNA from Candidula unifasciata, 351 nucleotides. The record is from the annotation of a GenBank genome assembly. Lineage: Eukaryota; Metazoa; Mollusca; Gastropoda; Stylommatophora; Geomitridae.